AUGGGCAAAAAGAAAGGCAACAAUGGACCAAGCCAAGAGCAUUUGCAAAUCUACCAACGCAUGAACUUUUUAUACCAAGCAUCGAACCUCAUGACAACAUUGGUGCAACCCGAAUCGCCAACAGCAAAGCACGGCUCCCUUGCACCACUCGGACGCUACUACAACAAUACAAUGAAACGUAUCAGUAAACGCCUCCUCUUGCGCUCUGAUCCAUCCAUCAAACGCACCAUUUGUAAACGAUGUGAUACAACCUUGAUACCCGCUUUGACAUCCACUGUUCGAAUGAAAGACCAUGCAUCCAUUAUCCAUUGCAAGACAUGUGGCACCGAAAAGAAGUUGUUAGCAGGCCCCCAAGUACUUUUUUCUCAACGACCAGAAAACAUUGUCGAAAAAGGAAGCAAAGAAGCAAUGUAA
Molecule: messenger RNA, 414 nt
Organism: Lichtheimia ornata
Lineage: Eukaryota; Fungi; Mucoromycota; Mucoromycetes; Mucorales; Lichtheimiaceae
Exons: 3
Coding region: 1-414 (137 amino acids)
Biological process (GO): tRNA processing
Cellular component (GO): nucleolar ribonuclease P complex
Source: RefSeq, a predicted model, not a curated record